Molecule: messenger RNA, 2144 nt
Organism: Tuber melanosporum (Perigord truffle)
Lineage: Eukaryota; Fungi; Ascomycota; Pezizomycetes; Pezizales; Tuberaceae
Exons: 3
Coding region: 477-1757 (426 amino acids)
Cellular component (GO): SUMO-targeted ubiquitin ligase complex
Molecular function (GO): ubiquitin-protein transferase activity
Source: RefSeq, a predicted model, not a curated record
CUAAAAGCUUCGUGCAAAGCACGCUUAAAGGUCCAGCACCUAUUCGGCGUCACCCCCCAUCGUCCCCGUUAACCUCACAGAGCUCUUAAUAAGGCUAAUAAUAUAUGAUAAUAUGGGUUUAAAUUACUGACCUUAUUACCGUAGGUUGUACCUGUAACUGUUUAUUCCUCGGAUUGGCCCCAGAGAUUCGUAAUUCAAGCGCACUCAGGGUCUACUUGUACUGGUAGGUAGUAUGUUCAUACUCUCAAGACACAACAACAGUCUUUUCUAUCCUCCCAGAGCACCGACAUCUGUUCCGCCCCACCAUCUUCUCCCUCUCUCCCUCUUCCUCCCUCUCCUACGUUUAUUUCCACCAUACGAACUCCCUAAUCUAUUCUCUCACGUUCUUCGCUCUCCUCAAGUUCGCCAUCUUUUCCCACCAAAGGAGAAGAGACAAUCACACCAGACAAGGUUCCGCUAAAAGUGUGGACCCAAUCAUGUCGGAAGAACGUUCUCGUCGACCCCCUCCAAACGCAGGACGAGUCCGCAAGCGAAGUCGGGAACAAAUGCAGGCAGGCCCUUCGUCGGGCUCCUCCGCCUCCACCGUCGCCACAUCCCCAACUGCAACUACAACAAUCGCUGGUUCAGGUUUGAUUCUGCCGGGAAAUGCACUGGGCUACCCAUCUCAGCAACGCCCGUCUCCAGCAAACCGCAAUGGAGUUCCCCAACCUUCUUCCUCACAAACAGUAAUCGAUCUAACAGACUCUCCCCCACCACUUCCGAGACCUGAGCGGUCUGGCCAUCAUCCUCCCCUUAACCUUGGGCGAGCUGAGGUAAUUGAUGUUGAUGCUCUUCCGGACUCUCCGCCCCCGGCCCCUCCUCCUAUACCACAAUUUGGUCAAGCCGAAUGGAUGGGACAGCAGUACGACGAAGAGAUGGCUCUAUAUUUCGCUAGAGAUGCUGCACAGAAUUUGUUAGGCGUCGGUGGUGGGAAUGGAAUAUUCUUGAGUCCCCAUCGCCGAAUUUCACCCCCGAGACCAGUUGAGCCCAAUGCGCUUUACAGUCAAGUCGGACCGGACGCCUCCUUCCAAGGCCGAUUCUAUCCACAGGCCGACGACCCGAUGCUGGGGCAUGGGGGAAUGGUAGGACCGGGGCCUUCUAACAGGAUCACCGUGGGCGGAUACAACCCAAUGGGAUCAACCUAUCCCCCACCCCGUGGUGUCAUGGAAUUGCUCCACAGCGUUAGGGGCGCUGUCCCACGAGCAAUCAACAACCUAAAUUUACCUGUGAGAAACCGCCCCGUUGUAAUAGACCGUGGCUUCCAGCCACCCGGACGAUUAGACUUCAACCAACGUGUCCCUGGAAUAAUCCGUGAGGACUCACCAGUGAUUGAAGACGCCGCCAGGGCCCGAAAUAUAGACUAUAAAGCGCCCCCGCCAGCCAGAGAGGGGUUUACUAGGAGCCCAAAAGAUACUGACAUACUUGUCUGCCCGGAAUGCCAAACAGAGCUGGGUGCCGAAUCGACAGAUGGGGCGCAAGAGCAAGUAUGGGCGUCAAAAUGUGGUCAUUGCUAUUGCGGCAAAUGCGUCCAGUCAUUCCGCGUCCCAGCGCUCACUAAGAACGGGAAGAAGGGAGCAAGGCCUAAACAGAAGCCUUGUGUGGUAUGUUCGAAAGUAAACCUUGCGGCGAAGUCGAACAUGUUCAAAAUCCAUCGCCUAUCACAUCCUCACUUCCUUUGUUUUCUCCCUCACACACACUCUCCCGCUUCAUCUAUCUAAAACUGUCUAUUGUGAUGACGAUAGUGAUGUUGAGGGGGGGUGAUUUUUAUUUUUACAAUUUGUUGGUUUUCGGUUUGGGUGGUGACUAUUCUUACAUAUCUUUCACUUUACAUCUUUGCUGCUAAACUGACCCACCUUUUACCCACCCAACACAAUAUUUCAUGAGGUCCAUGAUACUAUUGCUUGCUUUGACAGCUGUGUCUGUGGCAGCUGUGCCUGUCGUUGGUUCAGUUCCGCUCCGCUCAGUUCAUCUGCAUUACCCUCGCCCGCGGAAAUUACCUUUCUUUACUUUAUUCCAAUUUUUUUCUUUUCCCCUCUUCUCUGAAACCGUAUAGCGUUAAUCAUUUGUUAUCAUUUCUUCCCUCCCUACCCCCUCCCCUUGGCUUU